Molecule: messenger RNA, 2029 nt
Organism: Lycium barbarum (goji berry)
Lineage: Eukaryota; Viridiplantae; Streptophyta; Magnoliopsida; Solanales; Solanaceae
Exons: 13
Coding region: 189-1661 (490 amino acids)
Cellular component (GO): microtubule cytoskeleton
Molecular function (GO): ATP hydrolysis activity; ATP binding
Source: RefSeq, a predicted model, not a curated record
UUUUCAAGCGACCAAUAGAAUAUCUUACAAAAGUCAAAUCUGAAAUUACAGUAGUACUACAUUCUCCAUUAAUCACCCCCUUAAUAUUCACAAUCAUAUCUUAAAAUAUCAUUAAAUUUACAUUCAUACACCAAACAGGGCCUUAAAUUUCCCUAAAUGUCCAUGAAUACUCCAAAAUUUCUGCCCAAAUGAGUUUCCUAAAAGACCUAGCAGAAACCCUAACCUCAAUCUUCUCGGAUACUACUCCAUCAUCUUCAUCGAACGAUCCUCAGCAAACCUCCGGUGAUCGGACGAUGGACGGCGUUGCCACGGGGAAUGAACGGGCGGCGUAUAAGCUAAAAGGAUACUUUGAAUUGGCUAAAGAAGAGAUCGCUAAAGCUGUUAGAGCUGAAGAAUGGGGAUUGGUAGAUGAUGCUAUUUCACAUUAUCAAAAUGCACAAAGGAUACUCAACGAAGGGAUAUCUACUCCUGUUCCUUCGUAUAUAACUUCUAGUGAACACGAGAAGGUGAAAUCAUAUCGUCAAAAGAUAUCAAAAUGGCAGUGUCAAGUUUCAGACAGACUUCAGACUUUAGGUCGACGAGCAGUUGGCACAUCUUCAGUCAAGCAUUCAGCACCACAAACCCAAAGAGUGGCUGUUUCACAAUCAAGUUCGUCUGCUCGAAAAGGAGUAUCUCGAUCUGUGCCUGGAUCAGGGAAAGACAGCUCUGUUAUGAGGGUUCCGAGUAAUAGCAUAUCAAGCCGUAAACCUUCACAGGAAUCUGCCACUGCUAGUGGGUAUGAUCCAAAGUUGGUGGACAUGAUAAAUUCUGUAAUUGUGGAUAGAAGCCCUUCUGUUAAAUGGGAAGAUAUUGCUGGCCUUGAAAAGGCAAAACAAGCUCUCUUAGAGAUGGUAAUUCUACCAACCAAAAGAAAGGAUCUCUUCACUGGCUUAAGAAGGCCUGCUCGAGGUCUACUUCUUUUUGGCCCGCCAGGUACUGGAAAAACCAUGCUUGCCAAAGCAGUAGCAUCUGAGUCCCAGGCCACAUUUUUCAAUGUGUCUGCUUCUGCAUUAACAUCAAAGUGGGUCGGAGAGGGUGAAAAGCUUGUCAAGACACUUUUCAUGGUUGCCAUUUCCAGGCAGCCAUCUGUAAUUUUCAUGGAUGAGAUAGAUAGUAUUAUGUCAACUAGGACUACCAAUGAGAAUGAAGCGAGCAGAAGGUUGAAGUCUGAGUUUCUAGUUCAGUUUGAUGGGGUGACAUCAAAUUCUGAUGGCCUGGUAAUUGUAAUUGGUGCAACGAAUAAGCCACAGGAGUUGGAUGACGCUGUUCUAAGGAGAUUGGUGAAAAGAAUAUAUAUACCUUUACCUGAUGCUAGUGUUAGAAGACAACUUCUGAAACACAGACUAAAGGGAAAUGCUUUUUCUUUGCCUGAUGGAGAUCUAGAACGACUAGUGAGAGACACAGAAGGGUAUUCUGGAAGUGAUCUUCAAGCCUUGUGCGAGGAGGCUGCAAUGAUGCCGAUCAGAGAGCUUGGCGCUAAUAUUCUCUCAGUCAAGGCAAAUCAGGUGAGGGGUUUAAGAUAUGGAGAUUUUCAAAAGGCCAUGACAGUGAUUAGGCCUAGUCUGCAAAAGAGCAAGUGGGAGGAGCUUGAAAGGUGGAAUCAAGAUUUUGGUGCCAACUAAGUGCCCAACUCUUGAAUAUUUUGUGCAAUAUGAAGUAAAGCGAAAACAAAAGUUUAUGAUAGGCAAGCGGACGAUUUUUUUUUUUUUUUGGGGGGGGGGGGGGGGGGGGCAGGUCAGUGUCUGUCCUGACUGUAUGUGUACACACUUGAGAACUUACAAUUGAUUAUUAUCCAGAAUUUGGAUAUUACUAGGUACAUAAUUCCCAGAGAAAGCAUGUAUAGAUGAUCACGACGUGUGAUACAAGUGUUUUGUAGUUCCCCUUUGUGUCUGGACGUUUGUUUAGAACUGAUGGUUCAAUAUACUGUUGUGAAUAGUGGAUGACGCUCUUAGCUUUUCCGACCCUUAAAUAAAUAUAUUUACGAGAGGAA